AAUAACUAAUACCAAAAUGUAUUCAUCCCACCGGUUACUUUCGCUGAUGGUGUUUGCUCUUCUCAUCAUCAUUCCUAUGAUUACUGGACAAGUAGUUAAAUACGUUGAUCUGGACCGAUGUAAGUUGGGAUGUAAAAGCACACCAGAGUGCAAUCAAAAAUGUAAGCUUAAAGGCGGAGGGCGUUGUCGACGAUAUAUUAGCUAUAUACACUCAGGUCUCGAAGAUUAUUGUUGCUGCAAUAUUUUUUUUAAUUCCCCCAUGGCCCCAUCUCUGGUCCGAUCAUGAAUGACUGAUCUCUUAUUUUAUGUGUACUCUCGAUCGAUUGUAAGAAU
Messenger RNA from Camelina sativa (false flax), 333 nucleotides. RefSeq names its product putative defensin-like protein 84. Lineage: Eukaryota; Viridiplantae; Streptophyta; Magnoliopsida; Brassicales; Brassicaceae. The record is from RefSeq and is a predicted model, not a curated record.